Cololabis saira (Pacific saury) is the source of this 1684-nucleotide messenger RNA. It is a transcript of the gene tfcp2l1, whose product is annotated as transcription factor CP2-like 1. The transcript has 15 exons. The record is from RefSeq and is a predicted model, not a curated record. The coding region runs from base 83 to 1525 and encodes 480 amino acids. NCBI's taxonomy places the organism in Eukaryota, Metazoa, Chordata, Actinopteri, Beloniformes, Belonidae. Gene Ontology annotation, biological process: regulation of transcription by RNA polymerase II. Gene Ontology annotation, molecular function: RNA polymerase II cis-regulatory region sequence-specific DNA binding; DNA-binding transcription activator activity, RNA polymerase II-specific. Gene Ontology annotation, cellular component: nucleus.
CAGAAGCACGAGGAAGCCGGCCGGCUCCGUCUGUCCCCACGUCCAUCCGUGGUCCCAGAAACAAGAACCCAUCCUGGAGAACAUGCUGUUCUGCCACCAGCAGCCUGAACCCUACCACCACCAGCACCAGCACCAGCACCAGCACCAGCAGCACUCCAGCUGCAUCAGAGAGGCUCUGGCGCCUUUUUUGAAGAACGAAGAGGCGCGGCUCCUGGCCGAAGGCGGAGCCAAGCGAAGCCCCUUCCAGUACGUUUUGAGUGCCGGCACAUCGCCGGCCGUCAAGCAGCAGGAGGAGUCGCUCACGUACCUGAACCAAGGUCAGUCCUACGAAAUCCGUUUGCUUAGCAGAAAACUAGUGGAGUAUACAGAUAUAAGCAGCAAAUAUGUGAAGAGCAUCGUGCGCGUGGUGUUUCAUGACCGCCGGCUGCAGUACAUGGAGCACCAGCAGCUGGAGGGAUGGAGGUGGAACCGACCUGGAGACCGGAUCCUAGACAUAGACAUCCCACUGUCGGUGGGGAUCCUGGAGCCUCGGUCGGACCCGCUACACCUCAGCACCAUUGAGUUCCUCUGGGAUCCCACCAAGAACGCCUCCGUCUACAUCCAGGUGAACUGCAUCAGCACUGAGUUCACUCCCCGGAAGCACGGUGGCGAGAAAGGUGUGCCCUUCCGUAUCCAGGUGGACACGUUCAUUGCCAACCAGCACAGCGAACACGUGGAGCACGUACACUCAGCCAGCUGCCAGGUCAAGGUGUUCAAGCCCAAAGGAGCUGAUCGUAAACUAAAGACUGACAGGGAGAAGAUGGAGAAGAAGAGUCCUCAUGACAGAGAAAAGUACCAGCCGUCCUACGACACCACACUGCUGAAAGAGUGCUCACCGUGGCCCGAUGCUUUAAAUCUGGUCAACCACAGCACCAGCAGCACUCCUUCACCGGUUUACCUCGGGUCACCAACGCCCUGCACUUUCACUGACGGCAACAGUUCUCCAAACCAGCAGGGGGAGGUGCUCAUGGCUGGCUGCUCUGAUCAUCUUCUGCCAUUGUCCUCGCCGCUGGACACUCAGCAGUGGCUUCACCGUCACAGGUUCUCCCCUUUCUCAAGGCUCUUCUACAGCUUCUCAGGUGCUGAUCUGUUGAGGAUGAGCAGGGACGAUCUGAUCCAGAUCUGUGGUCCAGCAGAUGGCAUUCGCCUCUUUAACACUUUGAAGGGAAGGUGUAUACAGCCUCGGCUGACCAUCUACGUCUGUCAGCAGCAGUCCAGAAAUCAGCCUCCCAUCAGGCCUGGAGGUGGAGACGUCUACCACGCUCUGUACCUGGAGGAGCUGACCCUGCUGGGCCUGUCUGAAAAGAUUGCCAUGCUGUUCAGCAUCACUCCACAACAAAUUACUCACAUCUACAGACAAAAGCCCACUGGCAUCCACAUCUUAGUCUCUGACGAGAUGGUGCAGAACUUCAGGGAGGAAGCGAGCUUCAUCAUCAGCACGUUAGGCGAUGAAAAAGCAGAUGGCUAUCACGUCGUCCUGAAAUAACCAGCAAGAAGUGCCGAGUUUUUCAUCGGUGGAAAUGUACAGACUGUAAAUAAUUCUCCCUCUGCUGACAUUUGAGUAUUGAAAAAUGAACAUGGGCCGGCGAUCUGGAGGAUGUUCAUUCAACUGGUUUAUUUUGUGAAAAAUAAAGAAAUUAUGACA